Messenger RNA from Somion occarium, 1235 nucleotides. NCBI's taxonomy places the organism in Eukaryota, Fungi, Basidiomycota, Agaricomycetes, Polyporales, Cerrenaceae. The record is from the annotation of a GenBank genome assembly.
CUGAACCAACUGGAUUGUACUUAUACACGCGACUACUUCGUAAAGCUCAAUCGUCGAACAUCAACACGCUAUCCUGAUUUUACUCCUGAAAUCUAUUCAACAGGGACAUCACUCAGCCGAAUAUAGUCUCUGGAAACAGCUCGAUGUAUAUCUUCUGACAGUAGUAAAUGACCAUGUGUAAGUGGUCUGACGGGCGAUGAAGGUGAUAAAGAAAUUCUGCCCAUGAAGAUAUAUUGACUCGGUAUCUUGGUAUGAGUCUAAAUAAAGACUCGUACAGAUGAUCGAGACGAGUUAUCAAUCCUCUCCUAUCAUGGUCGUCGAAACACCUAAAGCUGUGCCUUUUGUCCUCGCCAAUGCCUUCACUAGUGAUCCAUUCGGUGGCAACCCCGCAGCCAUCGUAUUCCUGGAUUCAGACUUGUCAUCAGAAACGUUGUUGAAUAUCUCCAAGAAUUUCAACCAGCCGAUGACAACGUUCAUCCUGCCGUCCGACGUGCAAGACACCGAGAAUCUUUCGCGGUCGUAUCGUGUUCGAUGGUUCACAACCGUGACAGAGGUUGUUAUAUGCGGUCAUGGAACAUUGGCUGCCGCUGGUGUCAUCUUCGCAUUGGCGAAGGUUCCGUCCUCCGUUCAAGUCCUGAACUUUGUGGCAAAGAACGGGGCCAAGCUUACCUCACGUAAAGUUGAUAAUCGGGUGGAGAUUACACUCCCUUCGACGCUUGUCCAGCCUCUCCCUUCAGAUGAAGAAGCUAGGUGGAAUCAGUUAUGCGAAGAGCAGAUGGGAAGAAGACAUUGACGUCAAUUUCAUUGGACAAAUGGCCAGGGAUUCGUGACCGUGACGACCGCUUCGACCAAAGGUGAUGCAGUGUUCUAAUGGCGCAUGUUCGCGCAAGCCCAGGAUGUUCCGGAAGCCCAUGAUGUUCCGGAAGACCACGUCUGUGGCUCUGCGCACUGUCUUUUGACCCCGUACUGGGCUCGGAAGACUGCGAACGGCGAGAAUCAGAUGCAGGCGAAGCAGGCGAGCCAGCGUGGCGGAGACCUGUGGGUGAGCUGACAGAAGGACGAGGGGCGUGUUUUGUUGCGGGGAGAGACUGUGAUGCAAAUGUUUGCAUUAUGUAGUUAAUUUUCAUGGUAGGGUUUCGCUACCUUUCCUAAUCGUGUAGGUGGACCGCAGACUAUUGGCGUAGUUUUCUCCUACGUGAGGCUGUACACAACCCUCAUGAUCCUUGAGGAACUCC